AUGUCGACGACGCCACGCCUGUGCCGCUUUGGCGGCUGCCGCUCGUACGGCAAGAUGGACGGCUACUGCCUCAUUCACAUCAAGGAGGCCGUGACGCCCGCGUCGGUGGCGCCGACGCCGCUUCUGACGCCGUCGCUCGCGCCCUUGCGGAUUGCGUCGCCACCGCCACUCGCGUCGCCCAAGCCCUCGACACCGCAAGGCAGCAUGCCCAUCACGCACCUUCCCGCGGUGUGCAAUGGCCGGUGGCAGUGCUUUGUGCCGGGCUGCGCGAUCACCGCAGCCCCCGGCCUGCCGUUCUGCACAGAACACGAACACGCGACGUUGACCGUCGACGUUGGCAAGCCGACGACCGGUCGCCGGAAGCGCAAGUCGCCGACGCCGACGCCACGGACAACUGCCCGACCGCGUACGACACACGAUGCGCCGAGCUGCGACGAAGUGUACCGGCAGCAGCUCGACGUGAGCGAGCACGCGCAGAUCCUUGCGACGCUCGCGCGCACGUAA
This is a messenger RNA of Saprolegnia diclina VS20, 504 nucleotides long. RefSeq lists its product as hypothetical. The transcript has a single exon. Lineage: Eukaryota; Oomycota; Saprolegniomycetes; Saprolegniales; Saprolegniaceae. The record is from RefSeq and is a predicted model, not a curated record. The coding region runs from base 1 to 504 and encodes 167 amino acids.